UCACAACAUGCCCAUGAAUUACACAAUUCUCUUAGUUACAGUUUGCUGAAAUGUAGACUUCUUUUUGAAUGAGUAUGAUGAAUAGAUUGGAAUUGACUGGAAGACAGAAAAGGAAAAGGCUUUGAGAUUGGAUACAGUAUACAGUCAUGAGGUUUUUAAGGCUUUAGGCACAACAAUACUUCAGUGCUUACACAGCAUUGAUGACAGAAAGAUACAGUGUUCUAGCUGGUUCCUAAUCGAUUGCUAGUGUGUUGAAUGUGAUUGUUAGCAUAAAUAGCACUGGUAGGCAGGCGGUCAAUAGACAGACUAUUGCUAUGGUGUUAAGUGGUUUGUGGGGCAUACAGACAAGGAGUAGAGUAUAGCACACUACGGCAGAAGAAUAGUUUUGUCUGAUUAUUUUUAUAAACAUUUAUAGAAUGAAAAAUAGACCUUUAACAUUUUAGAACUCCAUAGUUUUAUAGGCACAUUUUCAGCAAUCUUGUGCUGUGAACAGAAAGCCUCUCGGCUUGUGUGUGCCGUGUAUUUUCAUGUGUGAGAGUGCGACUCACAGAAUUCACAGAAACAGAGAUAUGAGCUGUGUGUCAUUUGAAGCUUUUAGAUCCCGUCUGUUCAAUCUUCCACAGGAGAAGAAAACACUACGAAAGGCCAAACAAAGAUCUUCUUGCAAUUGCCAUUCCUGUGAUUUGUGCUGUAGAGAUGGAGGAUCAGCCAGCAGGAGGUGCAUCAGAGGUGAUCACCACCGUGACAGGGGGCAGUAAACCUUUGCACCGCUUCCUCAGAGGACAACCCAAGAGUAUUGGAGUUGUGCUGGUGAUAAUGGGUAUAGGUCUAUUCAUGUUUGGAAUUCCUAUAACUACGGAAUCAUAUAUACAAAUCUUAGAAGAGCAGAAGAGCAGCACCCCAUUCUGGAUUGGGACCUUGUUCUUUAUCUGUGGCCUUCUUUAUAUACUGUCUGAACGCAACCCCUCUAAAAAGAUAAUCACAGCCAGCCUUGCUCUGAAUAUCAUCUCAAUCAUUGGAGUGCUGAUUGCUUUGGUGGAAUUCUAUAAAGCAAUUGAUGAAAUCAAUUACAUUGUCAAGUACUUCAAUUUUGAGGGUCAAAAGUAUGAGAAUCAGAGCGGGGAGGAGGAACUUUAUGCCAGACAACAUUAUAUGUUGGUCAGAAACAUGGAGCUGGUGUUCUGCUGUCACAGCGUGAUAGGAGGCGUUCUGCUUGUAACCAUGUCGUUCUUCGUCAGGGCCGCGUUGAAAUCCAGCAGGACUAAGGCGUUUGUUGUAAUGCGGAGCCUGCCGUCAGCAGAGUGAACGGACUGAAAUCAUCUGUCUUAAUGAAGAGGAGCUGGCAUCUGUGAGAGCGCAUUAGAAAAUGUCACUAAUAACUAACUGUGAUCUUUAGAGUUGCUUAUACACAGUGUAUUACAUGGUAAAAAAAAAUGAGUAGUAGUUUUCUGUGUUAUUAAUAACAAUGUUUUCAACUGAGACCUACAAUGAAAAUAGCAUUCAUAGUGUAGGGACAUUUAUUAUUUGGGUUCCACAGUAUAUUACUAUAUUAAGUGUCUCUAAUACCUGUGUACUUACAUAGUUACUAAAUGUCUACGGAGUAUGUAACCACAGUGUAAGUACACAUUGUUAUACUGUCUCUACAGAUGUAAUAUUUCUGUAACACACAUGUAACAACCCUCAGGAUAGUUUGUCUAAGUAUAAAUGUGUAACAGGACAGACAGUGACUACACCUAUUUUUGUAUUUUUUAUUCUUUUACUUCACAAAGUACUCAUUUAACAGGAAUUAUAUAACUAUAUCGUGUAACAGCAUGUAUAAGUAAUUGGAAUCAUUUGAAGGGUGAAGAUGGGUAGGUUUAGGGAUACGUAAUGUAGGAGGAGUUGGAUCUCGAGGUGGAGU
Molecule: messenger RNA, 1900 nt
Organism: Carassius auratus (goldfish)
Lineage: Eukaryota; Metazoa; Chordata; Actinopteri; Cypriniformes; Cyprinidae
Product: membrane-spanning 4-domains subfamily A member 15-like
Exons: 8
Coding region: 697-1305 (202 amino acids)
Cellular component (GO): membrane
Source: RefSeq, a predicted model, not a curated record